AUGACUGCCGUGCAAUCUAAUCCUGAUUAUGUCUUUCUUCCAGAUAUGAGCAAAGAAAUGGCUGAAAAACUCUUCAGUGACUGUAAGUUUAAAUUCCUCCUAUUAGUUAUAAGAAAUGCAGUAAUUCUUUUGAAGACAUUUCUAAGCUACCCAUGGUGACCAGGUCUUUGACCAAUCCAGCAAAGUAUAAAUUGGGCUCAUUAGGAGCCCAUAAGAUUGAUUCUCUGAAAGCGGUGGAGAAGUAUUCUCUGUCCCCCUUAGGGAUUGGCCUUCUCAUACAGUAAGAAGCAGGGCCAGGCUGCUGAUUGGCUCCUCCAUCAAAGGUGAGUGGAUGAGAAUCAUAAAGAUUGGCUCCGCCCUCUCUUUUGUCCUCUUCUUCUGCUUGUAAUUGAAAUGAUUUUACUCAGAAAAUGAAUUUUCCUUAGUUCAUCUUCCCCGCUAAAGGUGCAUAGCUCAAAAGUCCCUGAACCAUUUGUCUACAGUUUGGCAGGGCUAUUAAGGCAUCUUUCUCAGGUCUGCAAUGGAAUGGUCAAAUUGCCCACAAAACACUACAAGAUUUUAAUAUUCCUUUUUUUUAUCCAUCCAAAAUUGUAAUGGCUGCUCUUGAAGUAAAACGAUUGAAGCUAACCUUCUGAAAAUUGAUGGGAUUUAUGGCUUUGGAAGGGGCAGCCUUGCCUGCAAAUUUCUUCCAAUUCUGCCCCAAAAUAAUAAUAAAAAAGUUGUAAAUUUCUUAUGUGUGAAAACCCAUUUUAGAAGUGUGCUGCACAAAAGCCUCUGGCUCUAUUUGCCUGUAAUUUGGUAUGCUUUAUUCACAGUGGGGUUGGGCUACCAUGCCUGCAAAUUUCAUACACUUACGUCAAAAGGGGGGAAAGUUAUAACCUUCAUUAUUCCCCAAUAAUGAAUAUGAGGUUAAAUAAAGUGCACUAAAACUCCCAAGCCAAGUUGAGCAGCCUCUGGAUUGGUCUGAGCCAAACCAGGCUAUUUUACAAAGUCCCAAACUGAGGUUUGAACACAAUAUUGAGGUUGAUGCACAUUCCUACCAGAAACCAACCCUAACGGACAUGGCUUGUUUAUCUAUUUAUGUCCAGAAACGGCCUCUGUUUUCUACAUAAUAGCAAACUGAAGUUGUAUGGUUUGAUUAAUCAGUGAUGACAUUCUAGGCUAAAUAGGCAAAAUAAAAAUGGACAAAUGGCUGGCUCUGGAUGAUGUCCAUCCAGGUUCAAAGAACUCAAAUGUGAAAUUGCUGAUCUUCUAACAAAAAAAAGUGCAAAUUGAUCCUCCAUGCCUGAGAACUGGAAAGUAGCCAACGUAACACCAUUUUUUAAAAAGGGAUACAGGGGGCAUCCUGAAAAUUAACCUGCACGACUUCUAUAAUAUAAACCUAUUGAGUUAUUUGAGAGUGUAAACAAGCAUACAGAAAGAGGGAUCCAGAUGGAAUAGUGCGCUUGGACUUUCAAAAAGCUUCUGGCAAGGUACUACACGAAAGAUUCCUGUGUAAGCUUAGCAGUUAUGGAAUAACAGAGUUCCUCUUUUGGAUCGGGAACUGGUUAAAUAGCAGGAAGCAAGGAGCAGUAACAAAUGGACAGUUCUCAGAAUGGAGGGCUGUAGAAAGUGGUGUCUGCUGCUGAUUUUAUCUUAUUUUUGCAGCCAUUUUUAAAGUUGUUGCAAGCCACUCCAAGCACUGUGGCUCAGAGGAGGAAUCUAAACACUUCAAAUAAGUGAAAUGCAUUUCUGUUAAAGAAAAUUAUCUUUAUUACUACAUGAGAGCCAACCUGCCAUAUGCACAUAUCAUUUCUGCAUGGGAUAAGCACCGUGUCCAAGUGCAUAAGUCCAAGUGUUUGGUUUAAUGAGGUACUGAAUACAUAUUUUGACUAUGGUAAAUUUGCAGAGCCUGACAAGAAAGAGUACUGAAGUAUAUAGAAUUUUGUGGGCUCACGGUGCCAUACAGAGUCUGAAUUAGGAGCAUGUGGCAAAACUGACCCAGGUUUUGAAAGAAGGCCCCAGUGAAGGUGGAUGUCUUUCCCUCCCAAUGAUUUUAUGAUCAGUAUACACCUAGACAGAUCGGCAGGCGUAUUUCAUAAACCUCAACAUCUACCUUUUUCUUGACAUUAACAGUCUGUGGGCUUCGAUAUAACAGAUCAACAGUCUCUCCAAGAGUAACCGGAGGAGUUGAAAUCUCGGGGUCUGGAGAGUGGCCAUGGCAGGCCAGUCUCAUGCGGAAUAAUAUCCAUCGUUGUGGUGCAACGCUGAUCAGUAACACAUGGCUUGUGUCUGCAGCUCAUUGCUUCAAAGAGUAAGUUUUCAACUGGAAUAAGAAAUGUAUGUACUGGUUGAAUUAUAAAGCUAAGCUCUCUUGCUGACUUGUUGAGAACAUAUGAAGCCUGCUCAUCUAGCUUACCUUGCAGAAAGAUGUCCCUGGGGAGAAAACAGGUGGGUUCUGGCUGUUGCUUUACCAGGUCCUUUAGCAGUUGCUGCUGUUCCCCAUUACAGUGGUACCUCGGGUUACAGACGCUUCAGGUUACAGACUCCGCUAAUCCACAAAUAGUACCUCGGGUUAAGAACUUUGCUUCAGGAUGAGAACAGAAAUCGCGCAGUGGCAGGGGGAGGCCCCAUUAGCUAAAGUGGUGCUUUAGUUUCAGGUAAAGAACGGACCUCCAGAAUGAAUUAAGUUCUUAACCCGAGGUACCACUGUACUGUGACAUUUUAGUGUUUUAUUGUGAUUGAUAUUUUAACUUGAGGAACAUAUCUGUCAUCACUGCACAGGACAUUAUGUUAAAUUAAGCGGGUGGCGCUGUGGUUUAAACCACUGAGCCUCUUGGGCUUGCCAAUCAGAAGGUUGACGGUUCGAAUCCCCGCAACAGGGUGAGCUCCUGUUGCUGUCCCAGCUUCUGCCAACCUAGCAGUUCGAAAGCACACCAGUGCAAGUAGAUAAAUAGCUACCACUGUGGUAGAAAGUUAAAAAGUGUUUCUGUGUGCUCUGGUUUCCGUCAUGGUGUUUCGUUGUGCCAGAAGUGGUUUAGUCAUGCUGGCCACAUGACCCGGAAAGCUGUCUGUGGACAAACGCCGGCUCCCUUGACCUGAAAGCGAGAUGAGUGCCGCAACCCCAUAGUCACCUUUGACUGGACUUAACCAUCCAGGGGUCUUUUACCUUUCCUUAAACUACCAACUGCCACCUUUAAGCUGGUCUCUGGGCUAUGCUGAAAAUGCAUAUACUUGUGCACUUUUCUUAUCUGUCACCUAAUGUGAUCCUCAGAUGAAGGGUGGUAUAGAAAUUUAAUAAAUAACAAUUACUGUAUUUUCCCAUGUAUAAGACUAGGGUUUUCCCCCUAAAAAAUAAUGUCAAAAUUUGGGGUGGGGGGAGGUCUUAUACACGGAUAGUACAAUACACAAUUUUUUAAAAAAUCAGAGUCCCCCAUGUUAUACAUGGGGACAUCUUAUAGACGGGAAAAUAUGGUAACUUUAUUGAGUUAACUUGAUCGUUUUGUUUGUGAACCACCUUGACAUUCUUGAAAUGAAAGGCGGUAUACAAAUUAUUUUAUUAAAUAAAAUUAAUAGCCCAGAGUUGUCUACUUUGACCCAGUAGACAACACUGGGAUAUUCAUUUUAUCUCCAGAAACUCAGGCAGUGGUCUUUUCCAGCACAUGAUCCUUUUUAGCUAGAGAUGCCAGCCACUGAAAUUGGGACCUUCUGCAUGCUGAGCAUGUUUCCUCCCAUGAGCUAUAGCCUGUCCACAGCAUAACAGUAGAACAAGACUUUGUAUAAAAAUCAGAAGGAAUAAAAGGGGUAUAUUAUUGCAGUGAACUCAUAGGCCCAACCUACAGGUGAGGUUUAUUUGCAUGAAUCCCAGCUCCCACUUUGUUUUUACCAAAAGCAGCUGCUGCAGGGUUGUAAUUUUGAUCUAAGCCUACCUUGUUCCUGACACCUACCUGUGAUACCUGGGGAACAAGAAUGAAUGGGAGUAGGAGCUGCCAUUUUCGUCACCUUACUGGUCUUUCACUCCACAUUGCAGUCUCUGCAACUGCUUUUGAUCUAAAAACGCUGCUGCCACAUUAGGGGAAAAUUCAGUACAGUGAACCGAAUCGUAAAAUUCGGUUUAUGAACUUAAUCUGUUCCGGAAGUCCGUACUUAAACCAAAACCAUUCUUAAACUGAGGUGCACUUUCCCUAAUGAGGCCUCCCGCUGCCGGUGCCCUUCCACCGUUCAGCUUCCAUUCAUAGACCGAGGUCAAGUUCGCUAACCGGAACACUACUUCCUGUUUUGCGGAGUUCGUAUACCAAAUAGUUCGUUAACAGGGCUGUUCUUAAACCGAGGUACCACUAUAAUUGGGGAUCAGCUGAUAUCUGAAACAUGACUCUUACCCAGAGCAGUGAUUACUCCAGGCAUAGGCAAAUUUAGCCCUCCAGAUGUUUUGGGACUACAAUUCCCAUCAUCCCUGACCACUGGCCCUACUAGCUAGGGAUGAUGGGAGUUGUAGUCCCAUAACAUCUGGAGCGCCAAGUUUGCCUAUGCCUGGAUUACUCCAUGCCAAGGUAACUCAGAUUCUAAAUAUAGGAUAUAAAUUAAGCACAUAUGCACAUUUCUACUUUGUACAGCUUCAUCUGCUUUCAGUUUCUGGGUGUGGGAAAAGGGGUUGGAGUGGUGGUAGCUGUCAAGAAAGGGGAACUAAGGGGACAGCCUAGAGUAUGGCCUUACCUAGAAAUACAUGUUGUAGAGAUCAAACAGUGAACUCACAAUAUUGUGUUUUCUUUGUAACACUAAUGUGAGUGUAAGUAUUGGAAGGGAAGAAUCAGUGGAAGAGGGAUGUAUAACCUUCCCCCCUCUUGAGAAUUAUCAUCUGUAAAUAACAUCUCCUCCCUCUGCCACAUUUAUACUGCUCUUCUCUAGUUGGGCUCUCAGCUGGGAGAUCUGAUUUGCCAAGAAGAACCUAGCAGGCAUGGGAAGGGUUAAGCAACCUCUCCUCCUGCCCACUGAUGCUCUUUUAAACAUCGUCUCCCAGUUUUUGUAUUAGCUAAUCACAUAUUGAUUUGGGGACAUGUGUACCGACAAAGAGUGCUCAGAAUCAGGGAGUCAGAUAUGAAUAAUAAUAAUAAUAAUAAUUUAUUUAUACCCCGCCCAUCUGGCUGAGUUUCCCCAGCCACUCUGGGCGGCUCCCAAUCAAGUGUUAAAAACAGUGCAGCGUUAAAUAUUAAAAACUUCCCUGAACAGGGCUGCCUUAAGAUGUCUUCUGAAUGUCAGGUAGUUGUUUAUCUCUUUGACAUCUGAUGGGAGGGCGUUCCACAGGGCAGACGCCACUACUGAGAAGGCCCUCUGUCUGGUUCCCUGUAGCCUCACUUCUCGCAAUGAGGGAACCACCAGAAGGCCCUUGGUGCUGGAUCUCAGUGUCCGGGCUGAACGAUGGGGGUGGAGACGCUCCUUCAGGUAUACAGGACCGAGGCCGUUUAGGGCUUUAAAGGUCAGCACCAACACUUUGAAUCGUGCUCAGAAACGUACUGGGAGCCAAUGCAGAUCUCUCAGAACCGGUGUUAUGUGGUCCCGGCGGCCACUCCCAGUCACCAGUCUAGCUGCCGCAUUCUGGAUUAAUUGCAGUUUCCGGGUCACCUCCAAAGGUAGCCCCACGUAGAGCGCGUUGCAGUAGUCCAAGCGGAAGAUAACUAGAGCAUGCACCACUCUGGGAAGACAGUCCGCGGGCAGGUAGGGUCUUAGCCUGCAUACCUGGUGGAGCUGGUAGACAGCUGCCCUGGACACAGAGUUAACCUGUGCCUCCAUGGACAGCUGUGAGUCCAAAAUGACUCCCAGGCUGCGCACCUGGUCCUUCAGGGGCACAGUUACCCCAUUCAGGACCAGGGAAUAGCAAUGGGAGAAGGAGAAAUAGCAGCUUGUUCAAGGAAAUAACAUUCCACCAACCAAAGUGGAGGUCCUUCUCAAAUCCUUUCACAGAUGGGUCUUCACUAGAUGCCGCUCACAUACUUCCAAAGCCUUGUGUGACCGUGAGGAUUGUAGCUUGUUGCUUUGCUUUUUUUUUCAGCUCCACUCACCUCACAGAGUGUUUGUUGUGGGGGAGGAAGGGAAAGGAGAAUGUUAGCCGCUUUGAGACCCCUAAAAGGGAGUGAAAGGCGGGAUAUCAAAUCCAAACUCUUCUCCUCUUCUUCUUUCUUUAGAAAAGAUGAAGACAACAAAGAAUAUCAAAAUGCUGAUUAGUAACAUCAUAAUCAGUUCAACAGGAGCUAGAAUACUUCUCUGCUUUCUCUUUCUGUUGUGGAUCUGCGUAUGAACAAGUCCAGCAAUGUUGUGAUUCGCUCUAAUCUGUUGCUUCUUUUCAGUUCCAGUAACCCACGCUUAUGGACUGUUAGCUUUGGAACCUAUCUGACACCUUCACUACUUGUACGGCCUGUCAAGACCAUUAUAGUUCAUGAAAAGUACCGUUAUCCAGCCCAUGAAUAUGACAUUGCUGUCCUGCAGCUGGCUAAACGUGUGGAAUUCACAAAUGCUGUUCAUCGGGUUUGCCUUCCAGAUGCAAGUGAGAGGAUUCCAUAUAAUAUAGAUGCUGUUAUUACAGGAUGGGGAGCAAUGAGUGAUGAUGGUAAGCACAUCUGCUUAGAAGAAGACAGUAUUUUGUAUGAUAAGAUUAAGGGUAGGAGUGGGAAUGUAUCUUUUGUCAGUGUUAAGAUUUAAGGAGAUGAAGACAGCGAUGGAUUCUUUAUUGCACAGGAGAUUAUGUUAAAUUACCAAUGCCAUCUUUAAACUGGUCUCUGGGCUAUGCUGAAAAUGCAUGUUCACACUUCCCUAUUCCCAUCUAAUUGUACAUGCAGUUUUUUGAACCUUGUACAGGGAGUGGCCAGGCAGGGAGCAGGGGAAUGAUAGCAGAUUGCUGAGGGCUGCUGGUUUCUGUGCAGAUGAGAAAAUGCUGAGUAGGGAAGAAAAUGAUAAUUGUAGAGGGGCAGAAACCCCUCCCCCAAGCUGUCAAACGAGAGAAAAAGAAGAUGAAGAGAAGAUGAAAGAAAUCUUCGCCUGAGUGGAAGAAGAAAUCAUGGAGUCUAGAAGGGAAAGGCUCAACUGCAGAGACACAAAUAUCUUCCCCUUUAAAUCUCUUAUAUUCAUGCAAGUUUAAGCAGCUGUGGCUAAUCUUAUAUGACACACCAUAUGCCUUGCCUUACCUAGAGCAAAAUUAUUUGAUGCACUGAUGAAUAUUUUCCGUUUAGGUGAAACCCCUAAUGUUCUUCAAGAAGCAACAGUAAAGCUCAUAGACUCCACCACUUGUAAUAGAAAAGAAGUGUACAAUGGGGCCAUAACGCCUGGGAUGAUAUGUGCUGGGUACCUGGAAGGAGGAGUAGAUUCCUGUCAGGUAUGUCCACUCUCAUCUGAUAAAAUUAAACCCCUGUAAACAAAGGUAACAUUCCUGUGGGAAGAAUAUAUUUAAAGGAACAUCACUUCCUGGUUUUGAGUACAGUGGUACCUCGCAAGACGAAUGCCUCGCAAGACGGAAAACUCGCAAAACGAAAGGGUUUUUGCUUCGCAAGACGAUUUUCCCUAUGGGCUUGCUUCGCAAGACGGAAACGUCUUGCAAGUUUGUUUCCUUUUUCUUAAAACUGUUAAUACAGUUGCGACUUGACUUCGAGGAGCAACUCAUAGCACGCGGUGUGGUAGCCUUUUUUGAGGUUUUUGAAGACUUUGGUGAUUUUUGAAGCUUUUCCAAAACUUUUCCGAAACCGUGCUUCGCAAGACGAAAAAAACCACAAGACGAAAAAACUCACAGAACGAAUUAAUUUCGUCUUGCGAGGCACCACUGUACAGUCAUACCUCGGGUUGCGAACGCUGUGGGUUGUGCAUUUUUGGGUUACGGACCGCGCUGAAUCUGGAAGUACCAGAACAGGUUACUUCUGGGUUUUGGCGCUUGUGCAUCUGCAGAGGCGCAAAAUGAGGUCAAGUGCAUGCGCAGAAGUGCCGAAUCGCGUCACGCGCAUGUGCAGACGCAGUGCUUCAGGUUGCAAACGCUUCAGGUUGCAAACGUGCCUCCCGCACGGAUCACGUUCGCAACCCGAGGUAUGACUGUAUUAGAAACCUUCCUCAAUGCCCCAUACUUACUCUUAUUUAUUAAAAAAAUAUAUUUAUAACCUGUCCUUCAUUAAUACAGAUACCAGGGUGGGGUAUAGAACACAAAAUAAAAGCAAUCAAUGAAAUAAGCAGCAAUAGAUGUAAAAACACACCAUCAAACAAAUAAAUCAGCUAAAAACAAAAGAACGGAGGAAAGGCAGGAGUCCUUGCCACAGUGAGCCCUGAACUGAGUCUGUGCUUCUAUCUCAAGGCUGGAAGGCUGGAUCCGCCAUCUGUACUGGGAUGGCUUCUCUAGAGAAGCUCUUGCUGGAGAGAAUGUGUGUGAAACACAGCAGGAUUACAUUGGCUCCAGAUGCUCCACGUGUACACACUCAAACUAAGCAUUCUUCUUUGUGGUCUCUGCAGUUCCCCAUAUGGGUUCCUUGUCUGCACACAGCACAGCACACAACUAGAGCUAAAGACUCAACUGUUUUUGGUGCAAAGAUCAAACCCAAGAGCAGAGUGGCAUACCCAGAAGGGUAAGGCCAGCACCUUCCCACUCAUUUCUUUUCUGUCUGCCUUAGCAGCAGCCAUGUCUGAGACUAAAGUCCAUGGACUGAGUCUGUCUCUCCCCCUCAUUCUUCCUUUCGUCAUUUUUUCUCCUCCUCUCUCUCUUUCCUGCCUUUUCCAUUUGUGUUUUAACUAUUGGAACUCGCGGAAUACCAGUUCUCUUUCAAAUCUUUUCUUGUUCUUACAAACACAUCCAUGUGGGAUGAAGAGGGGCCCUCUGUUUGAAUGAAUAACCACUAUGUGUCAACUAAGAACAUACAAAUACAUCCUACUACUACUCAGUAGUUUCUCUCUCACACUGGCUCUGAUCCAGAGAUACACACACAAAACCCUGAAAGGCCUGCAUCUAGCUCUGGACACAUAGAAUUGCUUCUGUUAAAAUGCCUGGCUCUUUGAUUAAACUGUUGCAAAAUUCGAAAACAGCUAUCCUGUUGUCUCUGGUUUGGCGGGGGGGGGAGAAUAACAUUUGCAAAAUGCAUAAACAUAGGUAGGGAGGGACAACAGCAAGUACAACACCUGAAUGUACUUUUAACAUUAACUUAAAAUGAAUAUAUUUUUAGCUUGAUGCUGCCCCUUUAAUCUUCUGCUUCUACUGAAAAUCAAUGUUUUAUUAAAACUCCCUUUCCUCCCCCUCUAGGGCGACUCUGGUGGCCCGCUGGUUACACCUGACACAAGAAACAUGUGGUAUCUUGUCGGCAUAGUGAGCUGGGGAGAUGAGUGUGCUAAGCCAAAUAAGCCUGGAGUCUACACACGAGUGACAUACUUUCGGGACUGGAUUACCAAAUAUACUGGGCUCUGA
This is a messenger RNA of Podarcis lilfordi (Lilford's wall lizard), 9400 nucleotides long. The record is from the annotation of a GenBank genome assembly. NCBI's taxonomy places the organism in Eukaryota, Metazoa, Chordata, Lepidosauria, Squamata, Lacertidae.